Molecule: messenger RNA, 1840 nt
Organism: Physella acuta
Lineage: Eukaryota; Metazoa; Mollusca; Gastropoda; Physidae
Source: RefSeq, a predicted model, not a curated record
GACGGACCUCCCACGUGACAGCCGUAGAGCCAGUGACAGGCAUUGACGUCACUGAGUGUACACGUCGCCCAUAGUGUAAAACAUCUAUAAGUUACCCAGCGCAGAAAGAAAACAAAAAAAAGCAAUGGAUGUACUUAAUAUCGAUGCUUACAUUAAAACUACCAAAGCUCUUUACAUCAUUUUCAUCAUCCUCAUUGUACUGUGCAACGGGGCGCUGAUCUUCAGAAUUUGGAGCCAGAAACAAUUUUUCUACAGCGCUAAAUAUCUCUUACUUGUGUCGUUGUCCAUAGGUGACAUUUUCCUGGCUCUUUAUUCAUUGGUUAUAUUGACCAGGUUAUGGUUUCACGAUUUUUCAAUAGGGGAGGCAACUUGUAGUUUAUUGCUCACGGCUGUUGUUUAUCAAGCAUAUCUCAUCAACUUUGUCCAUGGCAUUGGGCUCGUUGUUUUAUCAGCAGAGUAUAUUCACCGCUUCAGAUUUAACAGGCAACGAACGAAAACUCAAACAGAUAUACUGAGGGGGUUGGCCAUCAGUUGCGUCCCCUGGAUUCUGGGUCUUGUGAUUAUACUACCACUGUUAAUGGUAGGGGUGGACUUAGAAACAUGUGAUGAGCUGGACAACAUGUCCAGGCUACAAGCUGCGGGUAUUGUAUCCACCAUUGUCCCCGCAGUCAUAGCCCUUGUCACAGCUAUCUGUGUGUCGUGCAUAAAGAAGGAUCGCGUUCCACAACAGCAGAUAGAGCUGACCCCACAACAAAACCAGGUCUUUUCUAACCAGGUGUCACAAUGGAACACGCAAGGAGCACCGGUUAUUGACGGUUACAACAAGCAACCAGAGAUGACCCCACAAAACAGCCAUCCAACACAAACUGCCCCACAAUAUAAUUAUGCACCACAGACAUCUCCAUAUAACAACUAUCUACAACAAUGUCCACCUUCCAGUUAUAUGGGACCACCCGCCUACAACUCUAGCUACACGCCAGCAAUGAACAACACCCAACUUAACAAUGUAGAUAUAGAACUCAACCCCAACCCUCACAUCACAACAACACCAGUAGUUAUCAACAAUGAAAAAUACAAAAUUCUUUCCCUUGCAUUGCUCUUCUUUUUUCUCGUGGUUCCUCAAGCUAUUUUCUUUUUGGCUUAUAGUCUGAACCAUAACCUUGCACUUUCUAAAGUAGCCUACUACACCAUACACGACGGUCUGGUGUGGUUAAUGCUUCUACGUCCCAUCAUUACACCGUUAAUGGUUAUUGCCCCAUCGUAUUUGCAACAUGCCUAGUUAAAAUUAAGUAGACUCCCGAAUUCCAAAGAGUAACUUACUUAAAAAUAUCUGACAUUGAGUCUGCCCACAAGAUAGGGACGUCACUCAAUUAUAAUUACAUUUUACAUAAUCACAUAGUGUCGAAUUAAGUCAUGCACAUAUGUCUAUAUAAUCUAAAAAACUAAUUAUGAAAUUAAAAAAAAAACCGCCGCCUCAGUUUUAGAACUUAUCACGGCUGGUGCUGAGAAAGUGUGUUUUCUCUAUAUUGGCUUAUCAAAACAAAAUGUUUUUCUGCUUUUAUUUGUAAAUUAUAAAUGUGUUUAAAUAAUGUUUCUGUUAUCCUUGUGAUCUCCUUUUGUGCAUAAUAUAUAGUAGAGUUUAAGGUUCACAUCAUUGUUCAAUAAAUCAUAUGCUGCUUUAAAUAAUUUAAAAUGUAUCAAAAUAUUUAUAAAUAAUGCAAAAUUAUUCGAUUUGUUGCUUUUUCGUCAGUGAAUGUUUAAUUGAUUAAAUUUGAUUUGGUUAAUUAUGUUGUUGAUGUUGCCUGUUUUGAGGAGGGACCUGCUAAUAUAUGCACAUUUA